AACCUUGGCGGCGACGCAAAUUAAUAAAUACCCCAAUUAAACCCUCAUAUCCUUCACUCCAAAAUUACUUACCACACUGCUAAACAAAACCCUUCCUUUUGUCUCUGCAAUCUCCAACAAAAUCUAUGGCAGAAGAUAAUCAGGCUGUCGUUCCGUUAGCACCUCUGAAGUUUUACCCAAGAAGCGAUGAGGAAUUUGCCUUCAAACCAAUAAAACCCCGCCAAGAUAAAAGAAGUAAAUGCCUCGUUUAUGUUCUUGCUGGAAUUGUCUUCCUCAGUGUAGUCUUCCUUGUUAUUGCCCUAGUAAUGCGUCCGAGAACUCCUGAUCUCGGAUUGAGCUUGGUUUCUGUGAAAAAUCUCGUUUAUACUAAUAAUAAUGCAUCGUUCCCUUCGUUCAAUAUGACAAUACAGGCCGAGUUCACGAUCGACAAUCCGAAUUUCGGGCAGUUCGUGUUCGAGAAUGCUACUGCAAGUGUGUUGUAUAGAGGCAAGACAGUGGGCGAAGCCAAAAUAGGUGGGGGAAGAGUCAGUGCUAAAGAAACAGAGAAGAUAAAGGUUAAGGUGGAUGUGAGAUCGUAUAGAUUAUCGGAUGUUGACAACUAUAGCAAGGAUGGGAUUUUGAAGCUGAGCAGCUAUGCCAACUUCAGUGGAAGAGUUCAAUUGUGGAAGAUUGUAAAGAAGAGGAAAACUGCUUCCAUAAAUUGUAGCAUGAGUUUUAAUUUGACAAGCCCUGCUUUUGAUCUUCAGGAUUUGAUAUGUAGCUGAUAGGUAUUGAUGGUAGAUGCACGUAGUCGAUCUUCUUGGGUUAGUGUAACCCAAUUUCGUAUAGUUUUUCGAGCUUGCAAAAAUUUCCUGCUUUCCAUAGAACUUCAUUAUCUUUGGAUUGAAGAUGAUACUUGUAAAAAAUCUUUACCCUAUUUAGUUAGUAAACGAUCAUUGUUAAACACAAAAUCUUUAAUUAA
Hevea brasiliensis (rubber tree) is the source of this 961-nucleotide messenger RNA. Its product is annotated as late embryogenesis abundant protein At1g64065. Lineage: Eukaryota; Viridiplantae; Streptophyta; Magnoliopsida; Malpighiales; Euphorbiaceae. Bases 126 to 764 code for a protein of 212 amino acids. The transcript has a single exon. The record is from RefSeq and is a predicted model, not a curated record.